GCAUUCUUCAAUCCAAAAAAAAAAAACGAAGCAGAUCUAAUUAUUUUGUAUUAUACUUAUCUGUUUUAUUAUCUGUACUGAAAUUGCUGUACAUAUUAUAUACUAAAAAUAUGAAAGAAUCUAUGGGAAGGGAGAGAACAAGGAAAAGGAGAGGGAGAGAGACAGAAAUGGCAGAGAAGAGGAGGGUUUGUGUGACCGGAGCUGGAGGCUUUGUAGCUUCCUGGCUUGUGAAGCUCCUGCUCUCCAAGGGUUACUUUGUCCAUGGAACCGUCAGAGAUCCAAGCAAUGAAAAGAACGCACAUUUGAAGAAGCUAGAGAAUUCCUCAGAGAAUCUGCAACUCUUUAGUGCAGAGUUGCAUGACUUCAAUGCUAUUGCAGCAGCAAUUGCAGGUUGUAAAGGAGUUUUCCAUGUCGCUAGUCCUGUGAUUUUUACUGAAGUCUCCAAUCCCGAGGUGGAAAUAAUAAGGCCUGCUCUUGAGUACACUAAAAAUGUACUCAAUGCGUGCUCUGAAACUAAAGUGAAAAGAGUUGUGCUGGUUUCUUCUGCCGAUUCUGUAGUUAUUAAUCCAAAUUGGCCCAAGGGGACGGUAAUGGAUGAGAAUUCCUGGACAGAUGAGGAGUUAUGCAGAAAAAAUCAGAGCUGGUAUUGCCUUUCCAAAGUAUUAGCAGAGAGGACCGCUUUAGAUUAUGGACAGAAGCAUGGACUUGAUGUAGUUACCGUUUGCCCUAGCACAGUGUUGGGGCCGCUGCUGCAAUCAACCGUUAACUUCAGCAGCUUAUUUUUCAUUAACAUUUUGAAAGGCUCCAUCGAUUCUUUACUGAAUCAUCGAAGCUGGCAUUUUGUUGAUGUUAGAGAUUUAGCUGAUGCACUUCUUCUGUUGUAUGAGAAGCCUGAUGCAUCUGGUCGUUAUAUUUGCACGCAAGAACCAAUUCGAAUUCCUGACUUUAUGGAAUUGCUGAAAAACAUGUAUCCUUAUUUCGAGUCCCCAACAAGUCUCCCUGAGCUAGAUGAAGACUCCGAAAUGACUUCAGAGAAGUUGAAAAAAAUUGGAUGGAGGUGCAGAGAACUGAAAGAGACAAUUUCUGAUACUGUCAAAUAUUAUGAAGAGGCUGGUCUUUUAAGAAUGGACAUGAAGAUCGUGGAAUAGUUAUGACUUAACAAUCUUAAUGUGCUUUCAGCUAUGUGCUGUUCUCAUUUCUUUUCUUUUUUUUUUUGUAUGAAGGUCUGAGUGUUGAAAUUUUGUUAUAUUUUUCCUUGUUGUAUUAUUAUGAAUAUCUAACUUGAAAAUCAAGUAGAUUUGGGGUUCUGUUCGAGGUAUCGUUUUCAUAGUAUUACAUUCAUGUGGAAUCCAAUAUGAUGAUGCAUGAAUUGGUUUACCAAACUUAUGUCAUAGGUGAUACAUUGUCUCAAAAUUUUGUAAUUUCCCGCAAGAUGUUUGUAACUUUCCUAUUGUCUUAGCACUUGAUCUUGAUAUUGGUGUAA
Messenger RNA from Dendrobium catenatum, 1483 nucleotides. RefSeq names its product cinnamoyl-CoA reductase 2. The transcript has 6 exons. NCBI's taxonomy places the organism in Eukaryota, Viridiplantae, Streptophyta, Magnoliopsida, Asparagales, Orchidaceae. Bases 111 to 1148 code for a protein of 345 amino acids. The record is from RefSeq and is a predicted model, not a curated record. Gene Ontology annotation, molecular function: oxidoreductase activity, acting on the CH-OH group of donors, NAD or NADP as acceptor.